Molecule: messenger RNA, 2019 nt
Organism: Aureobasidium musti
Lineage: Eukaryota; Fungi; Ascomycota; Dothideomycetes; Dothideales; Saccotheciaceae
Source: the annotation of a GenBank genome assembly
AUGAUCCAAACAGCUGUCCCCGAGAUCUUCGAGGAUGACUCGACUUCUGUGGUAGAAAUUCGCACAGAGAACUUGCAAGCCUUGCGAGAAUUGGGUCCGCCCGAUCUGGUGCACCUCGUCAAGCAGCCCGUCAAGUCGACCAGCAAGCAGGUACCACGCAAUGCCAUGCGUCGAAGCCCCUCGAAGCUCGUCAUGACUGACCAUGUCCUCGUCNNACAGGUCGGAGUCUACCACCACGUUAGCGGUACAGAUGCCUCGUCGUCGGCCAGUCUCGCAGCCUACAUCAACACGCUCGUCUACUCUCCACACGACAAGACCAACAAGGUCACCUCCGGUCUCUACUGCUGUUACAAUGCCUUCUCUCGCCUCGACAUGCGCGUCCAAGUCCAGAUUCCUGGCACGGUAGAAAGCUACUGCGUCAACGAGCGUGGUGACAAGCUCGAGGCUUCCGAAGAACACUGGCUGGAAACAUAUCUGUGCAGCGUCCUGCGCGCCUACUCUUACGCCGAUGACGGCUCUGGUGACACCAUCAAGAAGAUUGUUGGAGUCCGUCGCUUCAACCCCAUCACCAACACCGAGGCCGAGCACAAGUUUCUGGAUGCCGCCGAGCGUCUGUUCUUUGCUGUGCCCAACCUCGUAUCCAACCAUCUCACCACCGGUCUCCUGAACUACAUCCGCACAACUGGCCGCUACACCUCGGGCAUCAACCUCUUCGAAAAGCUACGCACGCGCGACCCCGAAAUAUCAUCUCUGCUCGCCCGUGUCUACAUUAUGGGAGAUGAAGAAGUCAAGGCUGUACAACUGCUCCGCGAAGCCAUUCACCAGAUGCCCAUGGACUACCCCUUGCUCGACUGCCAGGCCGAAUAUUGUCUGUCCAAAGGCAGGAGCGACUUGGCUCUCGAGAUCGCAAAGCGAAGUGUCAUCUCAGCUCCCAGCGAAUUCGCUACCUGGGCGAGAUUAGCCGAAGUCUACAUCAGUCUCGAGCAGUGGGACAUGGCUCUCCUGACUCUCAAUUCGUGCCCCAUGUUUACCUACCAGGACAAGGACUCACCACGCAUGCCCGAACCUGCUCGCGUCUCUCUCCCACUUGCGCCAGAAGCCAUGUGUGACGAGAUCGACGACUCCAACACUGUCGGAGAAGAACUCGUCCACCCUAAUCUGCGUAGAUUGAGUGCUGCAAACUACAAGGGCACAUUCCANAAGGCUUACUCCUUGUUGACCGAGGUCACCAAGCGCAUUGGCUGGGAUCACCUCCUCAAAAUCCGUAGUCAGGUUUUUGUCAUGGAGGAAGAGUACCGCCACGAGAGACAGGCCAUUGUUCAGCAGGAAGCCCACUCACGCAGCGCUAGUACCACUGCCCUGCGAAGUCCUGCUGCUACCGAUGACAGACCAUCGACUGCUGGUUCGGUUUUCACUAACGGCGACACCCCACCAGCCUCUGCUGCCCUGGGAGACGAUGUGUCCAAACCACAGCACACCGUCACGGCGGUGCCAUCUAUGGAAACUCCUGACCCUCAACCCCCAGCGGCUGAUCCACAACACCUACAAUACACACAGUUCCAGCACAAGCGUCUUUGUGAGCGCUGGCUUGAUAAUCUCUUCAUGGUUCUGUACGAGGACUUGCGCAUCUACACAAUCUGGAGAACCGAAGCUCAGCAAUACAAGUCGCAACAACUCGCUUAUAAAAAGUCGGCUGACGAGUGGGAAAUCUUGGGCGAGCUCGCAGACCGCCUGCACAGGCCCGAUGAUGCAGCGGAAGCAUGGGAAGCUUGCCUCAACAUGCGCUUCUCGCCAAAGGCCAUGCGCGGGAUUCUCUCUGCAUAUGAGAGGUACGGUGACUCAUAUUUANNGUUUUCACCAUCUUUGGUCCACGUCAUCCGGAAGUUGAUCGAAGAGGAAGGCGCCGUCAAGGUCAGGAGUAUAAUCCAGGCGACAUCUCUACCUCAACAUAUCUUGGAUCUGACACAUCAAUACGCUGGUUUGUGUGCGGCCUUCAGGAGUAGCGGAAGCGAGGCUUGA